CAAGCUCUCCUUUCAAGAAAUCUUCUCCACACAAACACAAGAUGAAGUUAUUAGGAUGGAUGCAUCGCAAGUUCAGGCAAAACAGCGGCGAUCCCCACAAAGAUUUUGUCAUUGGCCAACCACUCAUUGAUGACCAACAAUAUUUCCCAAGAACAAGCAUCAAUAAACCAUUCAAACAAGCCCAAAAGGACCUGAACUCAUCAAGGCUAGAUCAAGACUAUGAAGAUGAUGAACCACUAGCCUCUAUAUCUGAGAUCUUCCCUGGCUUCCUUGCCAUUGGAACCCUAGGCUCAUCAGACCCAGCAACCCCAAAAUUCUCCAUCUCCAUUGACUACAUAACUGAAACAGAAACCGAAGUCACAGAGAAUGAACUGAAGCUCAUCAGCGAAGAGCUAGAGAAGGUGCUCGAUGCCGAGGCAAAAGACGACACCGGGUCAAGACGAAACAGCCACGGGAGCACUGUCAAUUCCAACAGUAAAGUAUUGGAAGGACCUGAGAACAAUGGCAGCACUGCCAUUUGCCCGCUUCAAGGGUAUUUGUUCGGGUCAUCGGUCGAGUUUUCGGAAACGACAACGGUGGCAAAGAAGGAGAAUCGAACGUCGCUCGGAGAGCUGUUUCAGAAAAGCAAACCAUCAGAGGAUGAGAAGGAUGAUCAAAAGCAAGUAGAGAAGAAAGGGGAUAAUAAGCUGUAUGGGAUUCAAUUGAUCAAAAGAAAGCUGAAGAAAAAGAUGCAUAAUCCAACAGCUUCUGGUGAUGUCUUAACUGUUUCAACUGAUCAAACCAAACUCUCCAAGAUUCGUAAUUUGUUCAAUAGAAAGGUUUAUCCUGAGAUCACUACAAUGGAGAAAGAAAAGUGGGAUCAAAAGGCCCAAAAGAAUGACAAAAAGAAGAAGGCAGCCAUUGAUGGAGUUCAUAAGAACAAUGGAGAUAGAGGGUCCAUCAUGAUCUUUCCAAAAAAGCUCAUUUUCAAGCAACCCAGCACCCACUCAGAUGAUGAUCAUGAUGAUUGGAACAAGGAGCAAUGGAUCAAAACUGAUGCAGACUGUAAGUGAAUGUAUCUAUCUUUAUUUCCGGCUUAUCCAAAUAAAUUUCAAAUUAUCGGUUUAGUCUCUAAGUUUGAAUUUCGUGUAUUUUCUUAAACGUUCAAGUAUUGUCUCUGUGUUUUGAUUAAAGUUUAAUAGACAUCCGUUUGUUUGUGAGAGAAAUAAAAUUUCCUACCUAUUAAGUUGUUUAUA
This is a messenger RNA of Cucurbita moschata (crookneck pumpkin), 1235 nucleotides long. RefSeq names its product protein LAZY 1-like. Gene Ontology annotation, biological process: regulation of auxin polar transport; gravitropism. The transcript is spliced from 4 exons. The coding region runs from base 42 to 1052 and encodes 336 amino acids. NCBI's taxonomy places the organism in Eukaryota, Viridiplantae, Streptophyta, Magnoliopsida, Cucurbitales, Cucurbitaceae. The record is from RefSeq and is a predicted model, not a curated record.